UCUCUCUCUCUAAAAAUAUAUCUAUAUAUAUAUGUGUGUGUGACGAAUGUGUGUUUGUGUGUGUGACGACUCUGUCUUUUACUGUGUUGUGGUUUUACUUUUCUUAGUGGUGCCUUUUCUCAGUUAACUUGUGUGCUUCAGGGAUUGUAAAAGCUUAGUAGUUGAUUGGCGCUCUGUUUCUGUCUCUGUUAGUGUCUACAAAUUCUGGGUUUGUCUUGUCUUUUUUUUUUUUUUUUUUUUUGGUUUGUUUCUCUCUCUUGAUCAUAUUCUAAUCUUAUCUAUGAAGAAACAGUGCUGAGGUUUGAAUUGUUCCCAUAAUUGGGUUUUGUGCAAAAGAACUUUUAAGGGCUUGUAAAAGCUUAAUAAUUGGAUUGGUGUUUUGUUUCUGGUUAUUUUAGAGUCUACAAAUUAUGGGUUAGUCUUGCUUUUUGUGGGGUCUUGUUUCUCUGUCUUGGUGAUAUUCUAUCUUAUCUAUGAAGAAACAGUACUGAGGUUUGAAUUGUUCCCAUAAUUGGGUCUUGUGUGGAAGAACUAUUAUGUGUUCGGAAUGUCAGUACUGUUCAUCUACAGAGCUUCUAAUGAACUAUCAUCUGCUGAUUUACCGAAAAAGUCCGAAAAAUUCGGUGAAAAUUUGAUUUUUUGGUCCAGAAUUCAAUAGAUUUAAGGGAAUUUUUAUUGUUUGAGAAGUGGGUUUUGGCCAUUUUGAUUCUUGGAGAGCAGAGGAAAGGGCUUCUCUUCUUGUUCGGCUCUUCACAUCGCGGUAUUAUUUUGGAUGGGGACAGAACUUACUGAAGUUGUGGAAGAACUGCCAUGUCCUGGUGCUAUAAAGGUGCAUUAUGUGAUGUGUAUAGAACUAUUGAAAUUGGUCGAGAGAAUCUUAAAGAUAUUUCCAGAAAUAGAAGCAGCUCGUCCCCGAUGCUCAUCAGGAAUAGAGGUGCUUUGCUUGUUGAACAAUGCAAUUGGAAAAGCCAAGGCAUUGCUUCAUCAAUGCAGCGAGUCUAGUAAGCUCUACUUGGCAAUAACAGGGAAUGCAAUACUGUCAAGAUGUAAACGAUCAAGGAAUUUAUUGGAGCAAAGUUUAAGCCAAAUUCAAAGUAUGGUUCCAGUAGUGUUAGCUGUGGAGAUCUCUCAUAUAAUUGGUGACCUUAAAGCUGCAACGUUUACCUUGGACUCUUCUGAAGAAGAGGCUGGGAACGUUUUGCUAGCAUUCUUCCAGCAGUAUGCAUCCUCAACAGACUCAAUAGAAAAACUUGCAAUUGAAGCUAUUCAAUUUGCAGCUUUGAGACUUCAUAUUACAUCCCAAAAGGCUCUUUUGAUAGAGAAAAGAUCCAUUAGGAAGAUGCUCGAAAAAGUUGGCGAUGGUGAUCUGGGAAAGAAGCAGAUCUUGUUAUGCUUUAUGAAUCAGCUGAAGAAGUAUGGACAACUAAUUGUGAGAGCACAAACAGAGAAUGCCAGUGUACAUCAUGAAGAAUCUUUUCCAUUUGCAUCCUCUUGUGACCAAUCUGGUGAAGUGGAAUCUCGAGCAGAAUAUGGGUGUAAUGUGGCUCAAGCUGACUUGUUGAGUACAGCCAUACCUCCUGACGAAUUUAAGUGCCCCAUAUCUUUUAGAUUGAUGUAUGAUCCCGUUGUCAUUGCUUCUGGGCAAACCUUUGAAAGGAUGUGGAUACAGAAGUGGUUUGAUGAAGGUAACGAUACAUGUCCAAAGACUGAAAGGAAGCUGUCCCAGUUGUCAUUGACACCAAAUACUAACAUGAAGGACCUUAUUUCAAAGUGGUGUAUGAUGCAUGGAGUCACCAUUCCUGAUCCGUGUAUACAAUCAGCGGAGGUUCAGUCCUGGGAAACUUCUUUCACUUCCAUUGCUAGUUUGAGCAGUUCUAUGAAUGAUAUACGGCUUCCAAUGGAUUUCAGCAAUGUAUCGCUCGGUUCCUCAGAUACUAGUUACAAUUCAGAUUCCUCACGUGUUAGAAUCACAAAUGGUUUUAACUUGAUUUCAGAGCAGACCAAGGAUGAUUCUCACAGUAUUCAAUCUUAUGCAAAUACAUGCGAAACAAUUAUGGAGUUUUUAUCCAAACUUGAUGCACUUUCGUGGGAAUCUCAAUGCAAGGCUGUUGAAGAUGUCAGACACUAUUUGAACCAUGAUGAUCAAGCUUGUCAUUUGCUGUUGCUUGAGAAUUCUGUCAAACCACUUAUUAGGUUUCUAAAGGACGCACAUGACCUGCAUGAUGUAAAAGCUCAGAGAACUGGAUCUCAGUUGUUGUUAGCAUUUGUAAACAAAUGCAGAAGCAGGAUACCAUACUUAAAUGAAGAUGCAUAUGGCCUAUUGGCAUCACUUCUUGAUUCAGAUCUAACUGAAGAAGCUCUUGCUAUAAUGGAGGUGUUAUCUUGCCACCAAUAUUGUAGAUCUAAAAUUGCAUCAUCUGGAGCACUUACUUCCAUUGUAAAGUUAAUCGACACCCAGAUCAGGGAAUUCCAGGAACCAGCCGUUAAAAUACUAUAUAAUUUGUCCUCAGACAGUGAUAUUUGUCCCCUCAUUGUUGCUUCAAAGUUCAUCCCCAACCUGGUUCCUCUUUUUGAAGAUACUGCUCUUGCAAGAUACUGCAUAACCAUUUUGAAAAAUUUGUGUCAUAAUGAAGAUGCUAGGGUUUCUGUUGCUGAAACUGAUGGAUGCAUUGCUUCUAUUGCUAAAAUACUCGAGACUGACAGUCGUGAGGACCAGGAGCACGCGGGGGCUGUUCUCCUUUCUUUGUGCUCUCAACGUGAUCAAUAUUGUCAACUGGUCAUGGAUGAGGGUGUAAUUCCUGCCCUUGUCAGUAUGACUCUAAAUGGGAAUGACAAAGGGAAGACAAUUGCAAUGGAACUGCUUCGACUAUUGAGAGAUAUCGAAUAUAGUUACCCACAAGAAUUCUCUGGAUCUGAUCUUGUUUCCUAUAUUGAUUCGAGCGACCACCGCAAAGAGAGGAAAUCAUCUUCCAAGACAUCUGUUUUUUUUGGAAUGAAACUAUCACUAUUCUCUAAAUCCACUUCUUUGGCACCAAAGAAGAAAAAGUAAAACUUGGAUCUAUAUCCCUUUUUUAAACCCUGCGGUGACCCCAUCACUCAUCAAGACAAAUAGCGUAGAACAUGCCCUGGUAAGAUAUUCUGCUUCUAACCCAAUGGGCUUUUAUGUUUAUCUGGAAGAGAACAUUGAUAUCAUGGCAAUGCUGAUAUACUUAGUGGGUGAGUGGUUAUGUUUUCUUAUAAUACUAGUUCCCAACGUGCUUUAUGUUUUAGCUUGAUUAACCACUUAGGAUAUUUCUGCAGGAGUUUUGCAUAUUUACACUUGAUUAGAAUGUAUAGUUUUUAGGUGGUUGAUUUUUUAAUCUGAUGUUCUGAAUAGAGUUUUAUUCUUUAAUGCAUUAUAAGUGCACUACUAUUGGUGCAUAUUUUUGUAAAGUUA
Cornus florida is the source of this 3436-nucleotide messenger RNA. Its product is annotated as U-box domain-containing protein 5-like. NCBI's taxonomy places the organism in Eukaryota, Viridiplantae, Streptophyta, Magnoliopsida, Cornales, Cornaceae. The coding region runs from base 773 to 3049 and encodes 758 amino acids. Gene Ontology annotation, cellular component: nucleus; cytoplasm. The record is from RefSeq and is a predicted model, not a curated record. The transcript has 6 exons. Gene Ontology annotation, molecular function: protein binding; ubiquitin-protein transferase activity. Gene Ontology annotation, biological process: protein ubiquitination.